UGAAGAAUGAGGGGAGACCAUGAUUGAGAAGAGAGGCAGCAAAGUAUGCCAGUUAGUAGAGGUAAAAAUUCCUCAUCACUCAUCACUACAUCUUCAAUAAAGAAACAUGAUUUUGGACUGGCGUGAAUCCUGUAACAAGUGGGUGGAGAAUAUGGUGGAGGAGAAACCGGGGAUCAGUACUUCCGUGUGCAACUUCUAUAGUGCCUACAUCAGAGACAACCCUUUCAGUUGUGUGGACAAAAGACAGUUUGCGAAGGUGUUGUAUUCAAAGUUUCCCUCCAAGAAGCGCCGACAGACUGAACGGGGCGGCACCAUCGUAUACCAAGGUCUUGACAUCAAAACUUCUCUGAGACCCUCUCGAUGCCCCACUGAGGAUGGCCCUAAAAUACUGCCAGACUCUCCAUUUUCUCUGCUUAGGCACUCUAAACAGAGAGCUGCAGAGUGUAGUGAUGAUGCAAAACAGGAAAUAUGUAUAGAUGUGCCUUCAAGGACACUAAGAAGUAAAAAAGUUGGAACCACAUUAGUGUCAAACUUAGAAAAUGUACGUGUGCCAGUCCUUAAUAUAGAAGAACCAGGAACUGCUCGUCCCAAAUUUCUGAGACCUAAACCGAAGAGGAGAAAAUUGAUAGAUAGCAUUGGCCUGAGUGACAAAGAAAAAGAUUUAUUAAACACUGACUCAAAUGGUAACUCUACACUUCUGGUGAAAGACAAAAGAGAAGAGAAUGAAGUCAUAGAAGAGAGUCUACUGAAAUUGGACUACUGCACCUCACGCCCUCUCUUACCCCAGUUACUUGAAUUAAAUGAGAAUCACAGCAAGAGUGAUGUUCAACCAAAGCAGCAAUCUGAAAUUUCACCCACUAGUAGCUCUUCAGCCAAGCAUCAAUCUGAAAUUUCACCCACUAGUAACUCUAAGGCCAAGGAAUGGAUCAACAAAAAGAUGGUCAUGGCUCAUCAAUGGGUGGAUUAAAAAACCUG
This is a messenger RNA of Cherax quadricarinatus, 975 nucleotides long. RefSeq lists its product as uncharacterized. NCBI's taxonomy places the organism in Eukaryota, Metazoa, Arthropoda, Malacostraca, Decapoda, Parastacidae. The record is from RefSeq and is a predicted model, not a curated record.